ACGUUCUCAUCCAUCCAUGGCGAAAGGAGGAGAGGGCAUGGCGCCGACAAGCUCUCCUGAUGCACACGACACCGACAGAGCUCAUGGCGAGAUGAACCCACCAGAAACUUCUCAAGCCCUUGAGAAGACUGCUCCGAUGCUGCAAGGCUCCGGCAACGCCCUGCCAGAGGUUCGACUCGAGCCGUUCAACGGAGAAGUCGAUGGUUCGCUUGCCUACAAGGUCAGAGACAAGCAGUUUGUUCGCAUUUUCGGUUGGCGCCCGAAGGACGAGAAGCUUGACAACGGACCGCUCUUCUAUGCUGAUGCUGAUGAGAAGAAACCUUUGACUUGUCUAGACGCGUCUGAAGGGGUCGACGAGCUGCAAGCUGGAUGGAUCGUGGAGUGGGAGGACACAGACCUCAACGGCACAACUGAAAGCACUGCACGUGCAGGGCCCGGGAUCUCAUCAGGAGCGGCGGCUGCAGCAGCAGGAGGAGCUCUGGGCGGUGCGAUGCUCGCCCCAGCCGCUGCCGUGGUUGGAGUACAAGCCAUCGGUUUCACCAGCACGGGCAUCGUUGCAGGCAGCACGGCAGCGUCGAUGAU
This is a messenger RNA of Guillardia theta CCMP2712, 582 nucleotides long. RefSeq lists its product as hypothetical. The annotation marks the transcript as partial. The transcript has a single exon. Lineage: Eukaryota; Cryptophyceae; Pyrenomonadales; Geminigeraceae. The record is from RefSeq and is a predicted model, not a curated record.